Molecule: messenger RNA, 1927 nt
Organism: Durio zibethinus
Lineage: Eukaryota; Viridiplantae; Streptophyta; Magnoliopsida; Malvales; Malvaceae
Gene: JASON
Product: aspartyl/glutamyl-tRNA(Asn/Gln) amidotransferase subunit
Biological process (GO): male meiosis II
Source: RefSeq, a predicted model, not a curated record
CAACUCUCCACUUUCUCUGAUAAAUCAGUGAUUAAGAAAAAAUCCCAAAACAAAAAAUCAGAUAAAAUAAAUGGUAUGUGAUUUGCUGAAUCGAGAGUUAGGGUUGGGGAUAAUCACAAGGUCAUUGGUGAGAUUUCUUGAUCGUACGGUGUGCAGAGCCAUGGGAUGUUUCUUCGGAUGUUUUCGCGACAGAGACGAUCGCUCCCGCCCUCACAUCGUCUCCUCUUCCAAAUCCACCGAGCGUGCAGUUUCUCGAAAUCGAUUAUCAUCUCUCUUUCUUGACGAAGAGAAAGGAGAUUAUCCGUCCAAUGAUUUGGAGUCUCCAAAAAUCGAUAAAGGUCUCAAGGAUGAGGCAAAAUUCCUUAAAGCUUGUGGCACAAUACCUGAGACUCCAGCUGAAAUUCGCAAAGCGUCUCAGAAGUUUAAACAAUCCCCGCCUUGUGCUGGAGAUUCAGAGACUUCCAAAUUUCGUUCUUGGCUUCCAAACACAUCCAUUGAUAAGUUUCAGGAUAAGCAAUCUGAUCAGCCCCCUACUCCUAUCAAGCUUUUCGAGGCAUUGGAGAGGAGGUCUGAUUCUCCAGAAAAUACACCUAUCAGCUGUGUAUCGAAUGCUGCAAACACUGGGAGGCUCUCUAUGGGUUCUACCGUAGGUAGUGAGUUGAUGAGUGUUGAUAAAACAGUCAAGAUUGAUAUUGUUUCAACUUCCGCUUAUGGAAGGAACAAGUCCGUGCGCUUUGAAUGUGAAUCUGAUGCAUCUUCUUCCAAGUCUGAAAAUGGUGGUCAAAAUCCACAGAAACUUGAAUUACUAGGUUAUCAAAGUGCAUCCAAGCCCUCGCCAUAUCCAACCCCAUUAAAGCUUUCUGAUGAAAUGCAAACCCCUGGAACUGUUUUUCCCUCAAAUCUAGAAACCUUGGGAAAUGGGAAGACUAGGAUCAGGUCUCAAUACGUUCAUUCGGUUUUGAAUCCAGUCGGAAAUGCCUCUAUGUUGAAUGCAAUGAAGGAAGAACCAUUUAGCUCCAAACAGAUGUUCAGUGAUCUGAAAGAAUGUCCUGAACAACCAGAAAAUGCCACGCCCGAGCUGGAAGUGGGAGUGAAACAAACUUCUUUUGUGAAAGAGUCAGAGGAGGAAGGAAGCUUGUCUUCUUGGCUGAAGCCGAAACAGUAUAACAUCGAUGAUCGUUAUAAAAAUUUUCAGGCUACUUCUACCCAAAAACCUCAUUUUGGUAGAACCCUUGGGGACAGGCCCAUCAUUGGUAUGGUUGCUGCUCACUGGAAUGAGGAUGAGUCUUCCCAUAUCUCGCCCAAGUGGUGGGAUGGGAAUGGAAUCCCAAAUUCAACUAAUAAAUACAAGGAGGAUCAGAAAGUCAGUUGGCAUGCAACCCCAUUUGAGGAGAGGCUGGAAAAGGCACUGUCUGACGAGAGUCUUAUCUCUCAGAGGAAGCAUGUUAACCAGACACCGAUGGCUCUUGAUGAGACUGAUGAAAGCGAUACAGCUCUGUCUCAGCUGAGGCCUUCCCCACAUUCCAAGUCGGUUGUUUCAUUCUGACGAUCAGCAAUAUCAAUUUUCCAUUGAAUCUCAAUUUCGCAUUUAACGAGCCUAGAUCUAAUUGAGUCCUUUAAAACCAGAAAGAAGGGUCUAAAUCAUGAAAUACAAUGGCAGAUUUGCCUUGAGCCAUUUAAGGAAACUUUUCUUGGGAAUCAUGCUGUUUUAAUAGUCAUGUCAACAGGAUGAGGAUCUGCUUGUUGAAAUGUAUAUCAGUGAUUCAAAUUAUAAAAAGUUGUUUAAAUGUUUUUAAUAUCAUUGUGUAAUACUUGGCACCAUGGUUUUAUACAUCAUUUUCUACCAAAGUUGCAUUACAUUGUCCUUAAAACCGAACUCAAAAUUUUCUAGUCAUACUGCUACCAUUUUAUGGUACUUACUAGAUUA